GAAAACGCUAGCGUUUCGAGGAUAUAGUUCAGUGGUUUCUCGACUCUAGAGUGACGAUAGUGACGAUCGCUAGUGAAUUUGGGUGUUUUCAAUUUAUCCCAGGAAAUAAACAAUAAUAAUAUCCAAACUUACACACAUUAACGCAAAACACGGAGAACAAUGUCAGAGACUGAUCCCAAAUCUGUUCAAGACUUGACCGCCGUGGUUCAGACACUGCUGCAGCAGAUGCAGGACAAGUUCCAGACCAUGUCGGACCAGAUUAUUGGGCGGAUCGAUGAGAUGAGCACUCGCAUCGACGACCUGGAGAAGAACAUCGCUGACCUCAUGACCCAGGCGGGCGUGGAGGAGACUGAGGGAGAGAGCACGGUCAAGGAGGGUCAAGGGGCGUCGUGAAGGCAGCCUUUAAACACCAAUGGUGAAGACAUUCAACAAGAGCUACCGAUUUUUUCCAGAGUGCUAUACAAGUAGUGUUUUUUUUGGGUUUAACGUGUGCGUAAUGUAUUUUUAUAUAUUUACUCUUGUAAUAAUGGCCAGCAAACUGAUGUGUUCACUGUAAAUUGAGUUUUUGUUCAAGUGGGUAGAUAUUCUACAGAAGUUUACAAUCUCGGGAACUAAUUACCACCGCUGGAGUUGGAAGCCAGUGAGACAAACAGCACUAACUACGCCAAGUGGACACCAUUCCAACCUGUUCCAUUUUGUUCUAAUAAAGACAUUUCCUACAAAA
Conger conger (European conger) is the source of this 724-nucleotide messenger RNA. RefSeq names its product heat shock factor binding protein 1b (gene hsbp1b). NCBI's taxonomy places the organism in Eukaryota, Metazoa, Chordata, Actinopteri, Anguilliformes, Congridae. The record is from RefSeq and is a predicted model, not a curated record. Gene Ontology annotation, cellular component: cytosol; nucleus. The coding region runs from base 160 to 393 and encodes 77 amino acids. Gene Ontology annotation, biological process: cellular heat acclimation. Gene Ontology annotation, molecular function: transcription corepressor activity. The transcript is spliced from 4 exons.